Rhizopus microsporus ATCC 52813 is the source of this 1245-nucleotide messenger RNA. RefSeq names its product archaeal type cofactor-independent phosphoglycerate mutase. The record is from RefSeq and is a predicted model, not a curated record. The transcript has 9 exons. The coding region runs from base 1 to 1245 and encodes 414 amino acids. Gene Ontology annotation, molecular function: metal ion binding. NCBI's taxonomy places the organism in Eukaryota, Fungi, Mucoromycota, Mucoromycetes, Mucorales, Rhizopodaceae.
AUGAAGCGUAAACUAUUGAUCUUUUUAAUUGAUGGCAUUGGCGAUGUUGCAGUACCUGAAUUAGACUUCAAAACACCUUUGCAAGUAGCACGUACACCUUGGAUGGAUAAACUGGCUGAAUACGGCUGGAAUGGUUUAUUAGAUCCCGUAGAGCCAGGGUUAGCUUGUGGAUCAGAUGUUGCACACAUGUCAAUCCUAGGUUAUGAUCCAAGAAAAGGAAGAGGGGCCUUUGAGAGUAUGGGUGCUGGUUUAGAAAUGAAACCAGGGGAUAUAGCCUUUAAGUCAAACUUUGCAUAUCUCGAGAAAGAAACAGGCAUUGUAAAGCUAAGAAAAGCAGACCCACAUUUUGGAAAUAUGGGACCUAUAUUUUGUGAAGCUGUGGAUGAUGUCAAACUACCGUCAUUUCCACAUCAUCAAGUCACUGUACAGUAUGCAAUCGAGCAUCGAUGCGGCGUAAGAGUUAGAGGACCAGGACUGACAGAUACAAUCACUGGAACUGAUCCGUUAAAGGACAAUAAACUGUUAAUCCACUGUGAACCAACUGCAGAUAAUGAGGAGUCCAAAACGACAAGCAAGCUUGUAAAUGAAUUAUCUGAUGCAUUUAUAAACAUCCUGUCUGAACAUCCUAUAAACAAAGAGCGUAUAAAACAAGGAAAAAACCCAGCAAAUUGUAUACUCUUGCGUGGAUGUUCAAGUUGUAUAGAAGUUCCAAGUAUAGAAGCGAUUCAUGGGCUAAAGAGCUUUUUGAUAGCACCUACAUGCAUUAUAGCAGGUAUUGGUAUGACCCUAGGCAUGGAUUUGAUAAAGGUACCUGGUGCAACGGGUGACUACUCUACGGAUUUUAAUGCAAAGGGACAAGCAUGUAUACAGCACAUUACAUCGGGCAAGUACGAUUUUGGAUUUUGCCACUUAAAGGCAGUAGAUGACGCAGGCCAUGAUAAAGAUGUACAGAAAAAGAUUUAUUACUUUGAAAGAAUUGAUGAAAUGAUUGGAACUGUCGUCCAGACGCUUGAACAAAGAAAAGAUGAAUCUUAUACAGUGAUCGUCACUGGUGAUCAUACAACACCAGUGCUCUAUGGCGAUCACAGCUGUGAACCAGUUCCAUUCUGUAUUACCAAUCUACCAUUCCAUCAAAAAGGAGAUGAUACAAAACAAUUUGAUGAAAUGUCUGUUUCUCAAGGAAGCCUAGGCCGAUUUUGUGGUGAUCAGGUAAUGCCUAUCGCAAAGCACUUUAUGAAGAAAUAA